AUGUUUUAAUAAAUAAAGUAUAUGUAAUUAGAAACAGAAAUGACCGAAUAUGAUGUCUAAGUAGAUGCAUCAUAAAAUUCUCCAAAAAAAGAGUUUAACCAAAAAACUGAUAAAGGUGGUUAUAAAUGUAAAGCUUUAUUAAUGGUUGCAUUUUAUAUUGGUUCAUUUUUGUCAUUCAAUGGAUGGUAAAAUAUUAUUUUUGUUGGAAUUUAUUUGUUAAUGGCUGUAAAUAAUAGAAAGAAUUUAAGUGAUUUAGUAUUGGCUAUAAUAGCAUUAAUAAUAAGUAUUACCAAUUUAUUUGUUGAAUACAAUUUAUUAGGGAUUUCAUAAAUAAUUAUGAGUUUAGGUAUUUUAACAUUUCCUUUUUCUUAAAGAAUGAUUUAAGAAAUAAAAUUGGUUUGGUUUGAAAUAAAGAAUUUGGCAAUUACCAUGUUUUUUGUUUUAUGUUUAUGUGCUUAUUCAACAACUGCUUAUUAUGAUGAUGAUGAAGAAUUGAAAAUAUUUUAUGGUACAUUUGGUAGAUCAGUAUUAACAUUUGUAUAGGCUUUAAGUUUGGAUGAUUGGGCUUAGAUAGGAAGAGAAUCAGAUGAUUUAUUUGGAUAUUUUAUAUUAUGUAUCUAUAUUCUUUUAAUGACUUAUUUCUAUUUAAAUAUAAUGAUGGGUAUAUUGAUUGAAACUUUAUAAUUUGAGAAAAAAGGUAAUCAUUUAGAUGAUCCUUUUAAUUACGAACUUCAUUAAUAAUAAAUAUUAUCAGAAUUAGUUAAAGAAUAGAAUUUAUUUGAUAAAUGUAUUAUUGGUAAUUAUUAUGAAUAUAUUGUAUUCUUAAUAAGUUUUGGAGGGAUAUUUAUUUCAAUACUUGAACAUUUUGAUCAUGGAGAUAGUACAAUUGAAUUAAUAAUUGAAUUGAUAGAUGAUGGAUUGUAUACAAUACAUUUUAUUAUAUUGAUGAUAAAGAAGGGGCCAAUUUAUGAUUUAGAAAGAAAGAAUAAAACUAUGAUGCUUCUACAUUUCAUAGCUGGGUAUAUUUAUUAAUAAUUAUCUUAGUCCUUUAUCUUUAAUUUGUUCAUUUAUUUUCCUUGAAAUUGGUUGUCUACUAAAUUUAUUAAAAAUUGCUACUACUCCAUCUGUUAAAGGAAUUUUUGUUGGAACUAUAGAUAUGUUACCUUUAUUAAUGCCAUAAUUUACAGAGCUAUUUGGAAUUCUAAUGUUCAUUGCUAGCAUAUUGACAUCGAAUUAUUUUGCAUACACAGGAUUAAAAGAAUAAGAGUAUUUUUCAUCAUUUUGGGGUUCAUUUUAUACUCUUGUUUAAAUUAUGACUUUAGAUGGUAAUAUUUUCAAAUAUUAAUGUAAGAUUGGGGAAAUAUAGUUGAACCUAUGUAUUCAAAACAUGGAUUUAUAUUACCUUACAUUAUUAUCCCAGCAUACAUUUUUAUAAGUAAUUUUAUCAUAUUGAAUACUUUAAUUGCAUUGAGUUGUGAGUAUUUUGUAGAAGUCAAAUAUUAUUCUAUUGAAAAAGAUUAAAGUGAUGUUAGAUGUUCUCAAUUUGUUGGCAUCAAUGAAUUGAAGAAUUAUUGUAAAUAAAAUUAAAGUAAUUUAUAGUAUCAUCAUACUUAAGUGCAAUUUAAUAUUCCGAAUGUCAUUGUUGGGUUUGACGAAUAAUUAAGUUCCAAAAUUAAAUCAGACACCAUAAUUUAAAUUUAAUAUGGGAAUCUUUAAUUUACUGCUCAGGUAAUAUAACAAUCUGAUGCAUUAUGAUUUAAAUAAGAUUAUUUGAGGC
Messenger RNA from Paramecium sonneborni, 1777 nucleotides. Lineage: Eukaryota; Ciliophora; Oligohymenophorea; Peniculida; Parameciidae. The record is from the annotation of a GenBank genome assembly.